This is a messenger RNA of Leguminivora glycinivorella, 4395 nucleotides long. It is a transcript of the gene Pvr, whose product is annotated as vascular endothelial growth factor receptor 1. The record is from RefSeq and is a predicted model, not a curated record. The transcript has 25 exons. Gene Ontology annotation, molecular function: transmembrane receptor protein tyrosine kinase activity; ATP binding. Bases 257 to 4300 code for a protein of 1347 amino acids. Gene Ontology annotation, biological process: multicellular organism development; protein phosphorylation; positive regulation of kinase activity. NCBI's taxonomy places the organism in Eukaryota, Metazoa, Arthropoda, Insecta, Lepidoptera, Tortricidae. Gene Ontology annotation, cellular component: signaling receptor complex.
CGCACGCGAGAGGCGGCCGCGUCAUUCCAUUACAUUAUCACGUGGCCCGUAACAACAAACCUUUUGUAUCCAGUUAUAACUACUUUUAAAAUCCUAGUAAACAUGUAGAAGAUUGACAGAAUUUCCAAAGUUAAAAACAAGGUUAAAAAAGUGACAAGUGCUUACAAUCUUACAAUAGUUAGUGUUUUCAAGUCUGUGGAAUUUGUGAAGUUAUAAAUAGAUGUCUACGUUACCAUAGAGUGAUUAUGGCAUUUGAAUGCAAAAGUUGCGAUGUAAACAAAGGAGGUACAGUUUGAAAAGUGUAUCAGUACAGUGUUCCAACAUGUUUGACUUGUUGGGUUGGUACUUCGUCGCCAUCCUAGUGGUCAUAUCAGAUGCUCAACAAAUAAGCGGUCCUAUUAUAAUGUCACCAAACGAAAUACUACUACAAUAUAAACAAAACUACACAAUUCACUGUAAAGGGAAAAGGCCAAUAAACUUCACAAUACAAGAAGCGGCGGAGGACGAGGAAACAGACUUUAAAAAGAUACUACGAAAAGUGGCGCCAUCUGACAAUGAGUAUGAGUAUGAAAUAGCACUCGAUCUAUACAGCGUAGACCCUUUUUCUGUGGGUUACUACGCGUGUCAUGACGACACGGUCGAUCCGUCGCAAAUAUUUAACGAGUUGGUCGAGGAACCAACGAACAAUGAACACAUCUCUUAUACGUACGUCUACGUGAAUGAUCCACAAAAUAUAAUAGCACCAAUGAGAGAAAUCGUUUAUGUGGUGAAACCUGGUGCCAAGACAAUUAUUGGAUGUAGACCCACGUAUCCUGACGUACAAGUUAAUUUGACUAUGAAGAAUGUGACGCAGCAGGUGAAAACGAAUCAGAACAAGAUAGUAAGAAUAAACAAGAUUGGCUUUUUAGUCCGAGUGCGUAAAACUGAGACUUACACAUACACGUGCGAAGGUCGUCGCGGCAACCGUACCGAACGGAAAAGUGCCCACAUUAACAUUCGUACUGUUUCGAACGAUGCGGAGAAGCCGCUGAUAACAGUGAGAGAUAACAGGUUUCUGGCCGGGGAGACCAUCUUUAUGAACUGUACGGUCAACUACACACUCAACAACGCGAUUUCGCUCCGAUGGAUUACUCCGCAGCCCUUGUCUGAGGAAAAUGUGAAGUCCAACGAAUUUGAAAUCCAGGACACAGACGUCCUAUACCGAGCGAUUUGGGUCAAACAUGCGACUGAAAAAGAUGCCGGAGAGUAUAUCUGCGAAGCGACCAAAGGAUUUAGUGACAUCACAAGAAAUACUCAUACGAUGACGUUUCUAAAGACGCCAUAUUUGAAACUCAAAUUACUUGGACCAGAAAAAGCGAAAACAGAGAAUCGGCAGUUUACAUUUGCUUUUAGAAUCGAGGGGUAUCCCAUACCGGAGUACAAAUUUUUCAAAAACAACAACACGAUAAUUAACAAUGGCACUAAGUACAAUAUAGAAGUCGACAAAAUAAAAGUGAUACACAAGUUAAGGAUUAACGACGUGGAUAUUACUGACACAGGAGAAUAUACAGUGCAAGCGACGAAUAGUAACGGCACACAGAGAUUGAGCAGGCAUUUGAAUGUGUAUGAUGUUCCCCGAAUCACUUUCAAUCUAGAAGGAAGAUUUUUGAAAGGACAACAAAGGAAGUUGAAGUGCGUAGUAACGGGCUAUCCUUUACCGGACGUCGAGUGGUCUUUCAUAGACGGACAAACAAACGAGGAACUCGACACUCCUUUAAAAGGCACCAUAGAAGAAGUAUCCGAAUACAAAGUAGUUUCAACACUCGAUAUACAAGUUCAGUCCCCUGGCACAGUAAUCUGCAGAGCCUCGAACACCAGAGGAAAGAACGAGACAGCAAGACCAUUACUUGUCGAUGAGAUAGAAGGCGGCUUUGGUAUUGAACAUGAGGGGAAAGAGAAGGAAGUGUCUGAAGGAGACAGGAUAAUUUUGAGAUGUCUCGCCUCUAGGUAUGACUACACGUCUGUACGAUGGGUGGGCCCGAACGAGGAGAUACCAGGAGCAGUCUUCGAACAAUCAACGAACGCAAUGUCUCUUGUCUCAAAAAUGGAAAUAAAUGACGCACUAAUAAGUCAUACAGGCAAUUACUCAUGCAUCGCAUACAACAAUAUAACAAGCAAAGAACGAAUAGAGACCAUCUCUGUGGUAGUUGCAGGUCUUCGCGCAGCAACGAUAAAAGUACCCGCUGAAGAUACCGACAAAGAGGUCAUACCGUUUGAUGAUGUGACCCUCACGUGCGUAGCGGAGGCUAUUCCGCCACCAGUCAUUACGUGGUACAAGGACGACAUUGAGAUACCAACCAAGAACAUUAUUACACGGGACAUAAACUAUAGUACAGUGAACUCAACAUACUCGUACAAGCAAAAUGGCACCGACGAUUCUGUCUACGAAUGCGUGGCUACCAGCGGCACGUCCAGGGUUUCGAGAGUGUACCGGACCACUGUGAAAAUGCUCCAAUCCCAUUUCAAAUGGGAGUACCUGAGCAUCCUAGUCGCCAUAAUGCUGGCCCUGGUAUUCCUCGUGCUGUACCUCUGCUGGAAGAUUAAGAAGGAGAAGAGAUUUAGAAAGGAGCUGGCAGCCGCUGGUCUCCUGUACUUUAAAGAAGGGGCGCCAAAGUCUCUGAAUCCUGAGCUUGGCAUUGAUGAGCAGGCCGAGUUACUGCCCUAUGACGACAAGUUUGAGUUUCCUGUGGAGAAGUUGAUUUUGGGGCCCCAGUUAGGCGCUGGUGCCUUCGGUGUGGUUUACAAGGCGGAGGCUCGUGGCAUCAUCAACGCUGAAGACAGCACCACCGUGGCCGUGAAGAUGGUCAAGAAAACAGCCGACAACAUCUACAUCAAAGCGCUGGCUUCCGAACUCAAGAUCAUGGUGCAUCUGGGGAAGCAUAUUAAUAUUGUCAAUUUGUUGGGCGCGUGCACAAAGAAUGUUGGAAAACGCGAGCUGAUCGUGAUAGUAGAAUUCUGCAAGUUCGGCAACAUCCACAACUACAUGCAGCGACACCGCGAUGUGUUCAUCGACCAACUUACCGACAACCAAGAAAAGGGGAAUAUCAACCGCGGCUUCUGCGGUAAUGACAGUGGCAUGACGUCGGAUUGCCUGAAUACGAACCAGACGCAGAACACAGAUCACACGUUCCUCAACACUGCUGCCAGUAACCGAUCAGGAAGACUGGACAAGCCUAAACCACAAUCGGAAUCUGAAAAAGUAUCGGAGUCAGGCUACGUGCAGCCAGAAUGGCGGUCCAACUAUGAAAGUGACUACGUGUACGAGGGUCGGAAGCCGCGGCCGCUCACGUCUCGCGAUCUUCUCGCCUGGGCCUUUCAGAUCGCUAGAGGCAUGGAGUACUUGGCUAGCAUGAAAAUUCUUCACGGAGAUUUGGCUGCCAGGAAUAUAUUGCUGGCUGAAGACAACGUUGUGAAGAUCUGCGACUUCGGCUUAGCGAGAAGCAUUUACAAGAACGACGAAUACCAGAAGAAAGAGAAUAGCCCGUUACCAGUGAAGUGGCUAGCCAUCGAGUGCAUGACGGACCGCAUAUUCUCAACGCAGUCAGACGUGUGGUCCUUCGGCAUCGUCCUGUGGGAACUGUUUUCCCUCGCUAAGACUCCGUACCCUGAGAUUAGUCCUCAGGACCUGUUGCAGCGGCUACAGGAAGGCCAUCGCCUCAGCAAGCCACCGUACGCGGAUGACCGGCUGUACCGCGUCAUGCGGUCAUGCUGGGAGCAGCGACCCACCAAGAGACCCACCUUCACUACACUGCAGGAGACCAUCGGGUCGUUCUUAGAGGAUAACGUUCGGAAUCACUACGUGGAACUGAACCAGUCAUGUGCGGACACUAACGCGGACCGCGUCGGCGAGAAUUAUCUGGUGCAAGUGUGCGCGCCAGACUAUAACAACCAGGUGACGCCAAGCCCGCACCACUACGCCAACGACGCCAGCGGCUUCUUCUUUGGCGUCACGCCAUCGCCAACGCCACAAUUACAACAUGAUGACGAAGGCUACCUAGCGAUGACUCCAGCGUCCAACCAGAACAUAUUCAGUCCACGCGUCGGCGCCACCUUCGAUUUCGACGCUCGCAAGCUCAACGGACGCUCAUCAGCUUCCAGCCAGGGAUCAGAACUCACCCCCAUGCUCUCCCUCAACCAUCUCACCCCCUCCGACUCGGACGAACCCCCCACCUCCCCCUACCUCAACAUGAUCCCCCGCAUCGAAGAAGAAACAGACGAGGGGCGUGCGGGGCAGCAGCGGUGGCGUUAUCGGCACACCUGACCGCAGCCGUCAUCAGUCCCAGCACCACGACUAGUACCUUCAGGUCUACAUACAUAUCUGUAGUACCUCCGUGAGUUACACCUCCAGGCAGGCAA